AUGAAGGCGUUCUGCUUGUGUCUCAGCCUCCUCUUUUUAGGCUUUGUGAGUUCAGACACCAGUUUUGUGUACAAUGGCUUCCUUAAAGCAGAUUUGAGCUUGGAUGGAGCAUCCCAGCUGAGAUCCAAUGGUAUACUCUCCUUAACCAAUGAUUCUGUAAGGCUCAUAGGCCAUGCUUUCUAUCCAUCUCCCAUACAUUUCAAGAGAAGCAAAGACCACAGGUCAUGGGUCGUCACAUUUAGCACCAACUUUGUCUUCUCCAUGGCUCCCAAGUAUCCUGGCCUCGGAGGUCAUGGUCUGGCCUUUGUUCUCUUGUCCACCAAGGCGCCCAUGGGUUGUCUUCCAAACCAGUACCUGGGACUCCCAAAUGUUACUAGCAAUGCAGAUUUCUCGACUCGGGUGCUUGCCGUCGAGUUUGAUGCUGUCCAAAAUCUUGAGCUCAUGGAUAUCAAUGAUAACCAUGUAGGAAUAGAUAUAUCCAGCUUGAUCUCUAAUGUUUCUAAGCCAGCUGCUUAUUAUUUCACCAACAACAGCAAUAACUCCAUUGCUUUCAAGAGUGGAGAUCCUAUUCAGGCCUGGAUUGAGUACAAUAGCCAGGAGCAGUUGAUGAAUGUUACCAUUUCUCCUCUUGGCAUUCCCAAGUCGUUUCGGCCAUUGAUAUCGUUCCCCAUUGACCUGUCAAUGGUGCUGAACGAAUACAUGUACAUUGGCUUCUCAGCUUCCACUGGCCUGCUCACAGCCGCUCAUAACGUGCAUGGUUGGAGCUUCAGGAUUGGAGGAAGGGCAGCAGACUUGGAUCCUCUCCGGCUCCCAUCUCCAGUGACAAGGUCCCGAAAGGUUCUGCAUCAAAGGGGACUCACCCUAGGUAUCAUUUUAGCUAGUGCUACUCUAGUUAUCUUGGUGAUUUCUGGCACUGCUCAUGUCGUACAUAGGAUUAGGAACAAGGAGGAAGUCUUAGAAGAAUGGGAAGUUGAAUAUGGAGCUCACAGAUUCAAGUAUUCUGAUCUCUUCUCUGCUACUAGGGGGUUUAGAGAGAAAAAUCUAAUUGGGUCUGGAGGAUUUGGGAGAGUCUACAAGGGGAUAAUCCCCAGAACAGGGCUAGAAGUUGCAAUAAAGAGGGUUGCUCAUGACUCCCGACAAGGAAUGAAAGAAUUUGUUGCAGAAAUAAUAAGCAUGGGACGACUUAGGCACCGAAACUUGGUGCAGUUACAUGGAUGGUGCCGAAGGCAAGAUGAGCUUAUCCUUGUUUAUGACUAUGUACCAAAUGGAAGCCUGGACAAGAUCCUGUUUGAUGACCAACAGAAAAAGAAAAUACUGACUUGGGAGCAAAGAUACAAGAUCCUCAUUGGUGUUUCACAAGCUUUGCUCUAUCUCCAUGAAGAAUGUGAUCAAAGAGUGGUUCACAGAGAUGUGAAGCCGAGCAAUGUUCUCAUAGACGCAGAACUCAAUGCCAGGCUUGGGGAUUUUGGCCUGGCCAGGAUGUACAAACAUGGAAACAAUCCAGAGACGACUCACAUUGUAGGAACACUUGGGUACCUAGCCCCUGAGCUCACUAGAAUUGGGAAGGCCACAACAAGCAUAGAUGUGUAUGCUUAUGGUGUGCUCAUGCUAGAAGUAGCUACAGGAAGGAGGCCAAUUGAGCCCCAGAGGAAUGCCCAGGAACUGGUAUUGAUGGACUGGGUAAGGGAGCUACAUUCCAGAGGAGAGAUCCUGAGUGUCAUCGAUCCCACGUUGGAUGAGUACAACCCAGAUGAAGCCAAGCUUGUUCUUAGUCUUGGCCUGCUUUGCUCUCAUCCCCAUCCUGAUUACAGGCCAGAUAUAAGAAGGGUUAUCCAAUACCUCCUGAAGGAUGUUUGCCUUCCUGAGCUACCUCCUGAUGUUCACCUAGAAGUUCCAGGGACAAUGAUAGAAUUCUCAGAUACUUACCCUGAUGCAUGA
This is a messenger RNA of Vitis vinifera (wine grape), 1938 nucleotides long. Its product is annotated as L-type lectin-domain containing receptor kinase S.4. The record is from RefSeq and is a predicted model, not a curated record. Gene Ontology annotation, cellular component: plasma membrane. Gene Ontology annotation, biological process: protein phosphorylation. Lineage: Eukaryota; Viridiplantae; Streptophyta; Magnoliopsida; Vitales; Vitaceae. Gene Ontology annotation, molecular function: carbohydrate binding; ATP binding; protein kinase activity. The transcript has a single exon. Bases 1 to 1938 code for a protein of 645 amino acids.